This is a messenger RNA of Alternaria novae-zelandiae, 2901 nucleotides long. RefSeq lists its product as uncharacterized. Gene Ontology annotation, biological process: transmembrane transport. The record is from RefSeq and is a predicted model, not a curated record. The transcript is spliced from 5 exons. Gene Ontology annotation, cellular component: membrane. Gene Ontology annotation, molecular function: ATP hydrolysis activity; ABC-type oligopeptide transporter activity; ATP binding. NCBI's taxonomy places the organism in Eukaryota, Fungi, Ascomycota, Dothideomycetes, Pleosporales, Pleosporaceae. Bases 1 to 2901 code for a protein of 966 amino acids.
AUGCCCGCACUGCUUGGCGGUAUUGCGAUGGCGUCCGUCGCUGCGCUGUCCAUGCCCGCUUUCGCAAUCCUCUACGGUCUCGUAUCUGGUCAAUACACAAGCUAUGGCGAAGGAUCGAGAAGCAGCAGCCAACUCAUGAGCAACAUGGCCAGGUUCUGCGUAAUUCUUACCGCUCUCGCAACACUCAACUGGAUUGCCGAUAGUUUCUACUAUCUCUUCUUUCUCAUGUUCGGAGAGCUCCAGGCGAGGAGUGCCCGCAACAGAAUCUUCGAUGCUCUUAUCAAAAAGGAUAUGGCUUGGAUCGAUACGCGGGAGGAUGGAAUCGCCGCAUUUCUGCCGAUAGUCACAUUCUCAUAUCCUUCACGCGCAGACGAGACUGUCAUUCGAGAUGCUUCGCUUCUAAUCCGGGCUGGAGAGACGACCUUUGUCGUCGGCAAAAGGGGUUCCGGAAAGAGCACACUAGCACAACUUCUCGUCCGCUUCUAUCGGCCUUCUUCAGGACAGAUAUUCCUGGAUGACGUUCCACUCGAAGAUUUGGACGUCAAAUGGUUACGACAGAAAGUCAUGCUUGUUGAGCAGCACAGCGUGCUGUUCAAUGAUACUAUCCGCCACAAUCUCGCUCUUGGUCAGCUAGGUGAUGCAGUGGAUAUGCAAGAUAUCCGCAAUGCAGUCAAGUUUGCUAUGCUAGAACCUGUUAUGGAGAGCUUUCCCAAUGGACUGGAUACUGAACUCGGCAUGAAGGGUGGCUCAUUGAGUGGAGGGCAGAGACAAAGAAUGGCUCUAGCUCAAGCUAGGAUUGGGAUCUCGCCGGUGCUGAUCCUGGACGAAUCAACCAGUUCUCUUGAUUACGUUACACGAGCCGAGAUGCUUGACGCUAUACGAAGCUGGCGGAAAGGGAAGACAACGAUUAUCAUUACCCAUGACAUCUUGCAGAUCCGACCCAACGACUUCCUGUACUUGCUGGACAACGCCCGGGUAUCUUGUCUUGAUACGCACACCGAGGCUGACACAGACGAUGAGUCUGAUGAUCAUGAGGACGACUCCUAUUGGGGGCCUGAAGCUGGUGACGGCAAUGUGGAACACGAGGAGUCACGGACAGCCCGGAUCAUUUCUAUGACACACCCUAAACUAUCUACGCGACCAGUCUCGCCGAUCGGUCCGUACUCGCGACCCUUUGCGACCAAUGAGUCUGUCCCAGUUCUUUCGGACGCACCGAAGAAAUCUUCGAGAAACGAUAAGCUUCUUCAGAGAAUCGAACGCUUCCGCAACAAGAACCCUAGUGAAGACAAGGAUUUCCCGGCCGCUUCUCUUCCGAUGAAAGAGAUAGUCAUGUCUGUAUGGCCCGCUAUAGUCUGGGGUCCGCGUCUCCUCAUUCUAGCGGCAUCCUUCAGCGCAACGAUUCAUGCUGCAUGCAAACCAGUAUUUGCAUGGGUUUUCGCCCAGCUUUUGACUACUUUUUACGUGCCUGGCGCUAGGAAGGAAAUGUCCCAAAAAUACGCCCUCGUCAUUCUUGGUAUUGCCGCUCUCGAUGGUUUAUCGUGCUACUUCAUUUUCUUGCUCUCAGAUACAGUAGCGCAGACGUGGACUCUUUCGCUGAAGAAGGAAGCCAUGCGGCGCAUCCUGAUGCAACCACGGAAGUUCUUCGACAAGGAAGAAAACAGCGUGUCGCGGCUUGCCGAGAUGUUGGAUCACUCUGCUGAAGAGGCCCGAAAUCGUCCAGGCCGGUUUGCUUGUGUCUUUCUCACUAUGAAUCUUAUGGUUUGUAUUUCUAUCUUUUGGAGCAUGGUCAUAGCAUGGCAGUUGGCCCUAGCUGCUCUCGCAACCGGUCCUGUUCUCUUCGUAAUCACGAAGUGCUACAACGUUAUCAGCAGCCGCUGGGAAAGAUUGGAAAAUGAGGCCGCUGACAAGGUUGGUCAAGUGCUCCAGGACGCGUUCGUCAGUAUCAAGACCGUUCGAUGCCUAGUUUUGGAAGAUUACUUCAAGGAAAUGUAUACCAACGCAACUGCCGAAGCCGUAAAUGUCGGCAUCAAGCGCGCAAUAUACUGUGCAUCCAUUGACGGACUUUCAUUCACUGGAGCCAUCUUCGUAACUAUCCUGCUAUACUGGUAUGGAGGUUAUCUCAUGUCGAAAGAUGAGUACACUGCCGAUGAAGUGUUGGAAUGCUUCUUGGUUCUCAUGCUUAGUGUCAAUCAAGUUAGCUAUAUGGCGAACUACGUCACUCAGGUCAACAUGGCAAGGGAUGCUGGGUCACGAUUACUACGUCUCGCACGACUACCAAAGGACUCACACGAGCUCACCGGCGAAAUUCAGAUACACUGCACCGCUAUGGUCGGAUCCUCGGGGGCAGGCAAAUCUACAAUUGCCUCUCUCCUCCUCAAGCUUUACCAAAUAGGAAACAACCCACUCACAUCCUCCAACCCGUCAGGCGAUAUGACCGUCUCGAAUUACGAGAUCAAGACCUUGCAUACUACCAUCCUCCGUUCCCGGAUGGCCAUAGUAUCACGAACGCCCGUCCUCUUCCCCGGCACUAUCGCAGAAAACAUCGCCUACGGCCUAUCCCGUUUCCUUCCCGAAACAAGCAUCAAAAGCAUCCGCGCAGCCGCCUCCGCAGCUGACAUAGCUGAGUUCAUCGACAGCCUGCCCCAAGGCUACAACACGCCUAUCGGCGAAGGCGGCACAUGUCUAUCCGGAGGCCAAGCUCAACGCGUCUCGAUCGCACGCGCCCCCGUUAGAAACCCCGAUGUGCGUAUCCUCGACGAAGCAACGAGCGCGCUAGACGUAACUUCCGCUCAGAUCAUCCGCGAGACCAUCCUCAGUCUCGUUCACGGUAUCGAAGACACUGGAUCCACCAUAUUCCCCACCCAUAUCACCCUGGAGCCGUUCAGGUUGGUUUUGGGAUGA